Molecule: messenger RNA, 832 nt
Organism: Trichosurus vulpecula (common brushtail)
Lineage: Eukaryota; Metazoa; Chordata; Mammalia; Diprotodontia; Phalangeridae
Product: high mobility group protein B1-like
Exons: 1
Coding region: 494-751 (85 amino acids)
Source: RefSeq, a predicted model, not a curated record
CCAUUGCAGUACAUUGAGCUCCAUAGAGACAGCGCCGGGGCAAGUAAGAGCCGGACGGGCACUGGGCUACUCUGUGCGGCACUGAGGGAAAGUAAUCAAAAUGGACAAAGGUGAUCCCAAGAAGCCGAGGGGGAAAAUGUCCUCAUAUGCCUUCUUCGUGCAAACCUGCCGGGAAGAACACAAGAAGAAGCAUCCAGAUGCUUCUGUGAACUUCUCAGAAUUUUCUAAAAAAUGCUCAGAAAGGUGGAAGACAAUGUCUGCUAAGAAGAAAGGAAAAUUUGAGGACAUGGCAAAAGCUGAUAAGGUUCGUUAUGAAAGAGAAAUGAAAACCUACGUACCACCUAAAGGAGAAACAAAAAAGAAGUUUAAGGAUCCCAAUGCGCCGAAGAGGCCUCCUUCGGCAUUUUUCUUAUUCUGUUCUUAGUAUCGUCCAAAAAUUAAAGGGGAGCAUCCCGGUCUUUCUAUUGGAGAUGUGGCAAAAAAAUUGGGAGAAAUGUGGAAUAAUACUGCUGCAGAUGACAAGCAACCUUAUGAAAAGAAGGCAGCUAAACUGAAGGAAAAAUAUGAAAAGGAUAUUGCUGCAUACCGGGCUAAAGGAAAGCCUGAUGUUGGGAAAAAGGGAGGAGUUGUCAAGGCUGAGAAGAGCAAGAAAAAGAAGGAGGAGGAGGAAGAUGAGGAAGAUGAAGAAGACGAGGAGGAAGAUGAAGAAGAUGAUGAGGAGAAUGAAGAAGAUGAUGAUGACGAUGAAUAAGUUGGUUCUAGAGCAGUUUUUUUUCUUGUCUAUAAAGCAUUUAACCUCCCUGUACACAACUCACUCCUUUUAAAAAAAAAA